Lytechinus variegatus (green sea urchin) is the source of this 3866-nucleotide messenger RNA. RefSeq names its product cation-dependent mannose-6-phosphate receptor-like (gene m6pr). The transcript has 6 exons. The record is from RefSeq and is a predicted model, not a curated record. Gene Ontology annotation, biological process: protein targeting to lysosome. NCBI's taxonomy places the organism in Eukaryota, Metazoa, Echinodermata, Echinoidea, Temnopleuroida, Toxopneustidae. Gene Ontology annotation, cellular component: Golgi apparatus; trans-Golgi network; endosome. Gene Ontology annotation, molecular function: protein domain specific binding.
AGACAAGACUAAUAAUUAGCACGUGAUCUGAGCUGUGAAUGUGUGAUGGACUUUUCAGGACUGAAAAUGCCGUGUUUCGUCGUGUUAUUUUGCCUUUUUGCUUGUGUUCAGUCUGUUUUAUCAGAUUGUUCAGUUGCACAUUCAGAAAAGAAGUAUCUUUCACUCAUUGAACCGUUGAAAGGCGAAACAGUGGAGGUUAUGGAUCCUGCUCACAACUACUCUUAUAAGGUUGGUUUCUGUGAUGGGAUCCAUGUAGAUGGUGUCGGUGCGGAGGAUAUAGGAGUUGAGCAGUUUGAUCUUAAAAAUGAUAAAGCACCUUUCCAUGUGGUUGGGAGAAUAACUGCAACUAACAUUAUGGUUGGAACUAAUUGGAUCUUUCUUGAAUACCGAAAUGGGGAUGCAUACAAUUAGCAUUGCAAUGGAGAAACAAGGAGAGCAACCAUCUUUAUAUUGUGUGACAAAAGUGGACUUCUUAUAAAGCCAGUUUUGGUUGAAGAGAAUAACAACAGGACUAACGAAUGUGCCUAUGUAUUUGAAGUAGGAAGUUCAGUAGCGUGCUCAAAUUCAACGACAAUACCUUCAUCGUCAUCAGGAAUUGGUGUUGGGGGAAUUAUUGUCAUUUCGACUUUAGUCAUAGCUGCAGCUUACUUAAUUCUAGGGGUUGCGUACAAGAGAUUUUUCUUAAGAGCGAAAGGAAGAGAGCAGUUUCCAAACAUUGAUUUCUGGACAAACUUUGGUAAUUUAACAGCAGAUGGAUGUGACUUUCUCUGUCGAUGUAACAAGAAGCAAUCGUCUAAGAGCUACAAAGGUCUGGGUGAUGACCAACUUGGUCUGGAUGAAGAAGAAGAAAGAGAUGACAAUAUCUUACCCAUGUAGGCAUAACAUUUCCACUCUAUCAGUACUCAGUUUCAUGUAUUUCUUUUCCGUACAAUUUAGAUAGACUUUAUGAAUUAGUUUUUAUAUUUCUGUUAUUGUUGAUAAUAAUUCCAUGAAAUAUGUAUUGUGGUACACUGCUAUUUUUAUUGAUUAUUUAAAUUGAGUCUUUUGAAUGUAAUUAUUUCGCCGAUAAAUAAGUUUCUUUUAAUUGGCUAUUCCUAGCUAUUAUGAAAUUUUCUUGAAAAUCGACUUUGAAGUCACUAUAUAUAUGUAUAUGUAGACCUUGUAGACCUAAGGCUUUUUUAUUUAAAAAGAAUGGAUGCUUUGUAAAUGAUUCCUUUAAAAAUUGAGACGUUUCAUGUUCUAGACAAUUUAAUCCCAAUUUGAGGAUGAGGAUAAAGCUAAAAAUGAUGUACAUUAAGUACACUACACUUUAUUCCCCAAGAAAAUUAAAAAAACAUCUCUUUGUGUAGGUAUGUUGGUUCCAUGCAUAGGACUUCAUUUUUUUUUAGAGAGAGAGAAAUAUGUAUUGGGUUGAAUGACGAAGUUGCUUGCUAUACAUGGGUCAUGGCAUGGGGUGUAUACAUUCAUUCAAUAUACAAGGCUAUGAUAUAAACUUGUCCUCUGUAAGUAACUCCUGUGUGCUAUAAUUAGGUUGGCAAGUUUUUGCUUAUUUCUUGAUCAAGUGGAGAAAUGCUUGAUUUUGGGGGGCACAUGCAGUAUCUAUUACAGCUAUUCAUCAUGCUUUGGCCCAAAACUAAAUUGAAUUCUUAAAAUAAUUUUUUUUCCUGUAAUUGAAUUUAAGUUUUGGGGUUACAUUUUCAACUUUUCACCAGUAGAGGAAGGUCCCACAAGUAUAUUCUUGAACAUGAUUGCUUUUUUUCAAGUGCUCUUGCGAUUAAGGAAUAAUAAUCCUGAAGGUUCUAUUAAAAACUUGAUCAUAAUUCAAUGGAAUGAAGUACAGUUUGUUUCUAAAUAUUUUUAAAAUUUGGGGGAUUGAGUGCUGUAUGUUGCAUUGACUCAAUCUCAACACAGACAAGGUGGCGGCAGAUUGCAAAUGGUUUUAUGUAUGUAUACCAUUAAUCAUAAACUGCUGCCAUAUAUGAAGCACACUGGUUGUUAUUGCAGGUAUUGAUACAGCAUCUUGGAGCCAUCAUGGUUUUAAAUCAAGCAAGGCACCAAGAGUGGAUGCAAUCAAUCAUCAGGUGAUUUUGUGUUGUGCUGUGCCUGUCCAGAUUUGAAGCAAUGCAAUAAAAAGAAACUGAAUAGUCUGUUAUGAAGCCUUAUUUGGUGUUGCAAGAAACUUCUUCAAUUGCAAAUCUAUAUAUAAUAAAGUAUAAAUUUAUGUCAUCGGGGAAUAAUUGUUCUGGGGCCCCAUCUUACAAAGAGUUACGAUUGAUCAUCCACAACUAUGGAAAGCCAGCAACACCAACAUCUAAAAUGCAUCUUUGUUCAUUUUUUUUAUAGAUAUGCUUUAAUGCAUUCAUUGUUUUAUUAAAAUUUAGUGCUUCCCUUGGUUUACAAAGACAUUGUGGAAAUUUCCUGUAUGAAAAUUAUGACAUCGAUGGAUUUCAUACAGUGGAGGUUGAUUGAAUCAAUCAUGAUUCCUUGUAAGAGGGGUCCUGCUAUCAUCGUAAUUGCUCCGCAAUUUUUAUAGACUGCUACACAAUAGGUCUUUUAUAUAGCAGAUUUUUACAUAGGACUGUACUGAACUUACGUGUAAAUGUAGUUGAGAGCUCUUCUCCUAUGACCAAAAAUGCAAAUUCAAUUUGGUAAGAAAAAUUAUUCCCUAGACUUGCAAUAUUAAUGAAUUUGCAAAUGAUUACUUAUCUGCCUCUUGCCAUAAGGAGUGUAAACAGAUUUUACACUGAGCUAAAAUUGGUAACAUUGAAUUUUCAAAUUACAACAGAAAUUUGCAAUAGAGGGCAAAAAAUUUCCUUUGCAACACCCAUUAAAGGCCUUUAGUAAACUGGAUCGAGCAUACUAACUUUAACAUGGGUUUCAAUCCGGAUUUAUUUUCAAGAUUGUUAUAUCGUUAAUACAAGUAUAAGAAGAAAGGUCAUUUUAAUGACUUGGAAACUCACUUUGGAUUAUGCAGAUUCAUUUUACUUUCCUGCAGAAGUCUAUUUAUGCUCAGAACAGAAUUUUUUAUUUGAGCAGAUUAGAGUACCGGGUAUAGGCAAUUCCUCUGAAAAUUUUAGGUUGCAUUUGCUUGUAUUUUGAAAUAAUCUUAAGAUAAAUAUCAGCAGGUGUAGCAUGGUCAUUACUUUGGCAUGAGUUGUGUUAACACUCUGGCUCUUGAAAGCACCCAUUUUGCACUUCAGCUCCGUGUUUUUCUUUAUUUUUUUGUUUUUUACUACACAAAGCCCAAGCCUUGCCCAACAUUUCUCUUAUACAUGUAGGCAUUAAAUGAUCAUACAGGUUUCAUAAACAACUGUUGUUAUCAAAUUAUUUGUUCACAGUGUUUGUGUUUAAAUGCACUUCAGUGGAAAGUUCCUAUUUUUGCCAUUCAGAAGCUCCUUUUGACAGGUUCAGAGUCGCUUUACUGGAAUAAUAUAUGCUGGACCAAUCCACUGAAUUGGUGAGCAUGAUCACUCUUGUUGCUAGAGGAACAUGCUAGGGGCUCAAAUUGAUCCAAAGACUUCAGGCUUUUUUGCCUUAGAUGCCCUUUGGAAUGGCCUUAGUACCUGCCAAGACAUGAAUAGAUGCUUUUUGUUGCUGCUUUUACAAACAACUCAACUUGGAAAAACACUAAAACUUUGAGUUUAAUAUUGCUUCCUUGCAUGAUUUAUAUCCAUAUCCCUAAAUAGUCCACAACUUGGUCCAGGGUCCCAUUUUAUGAAAGGACUUGUCAGACAUUUUAUCCGACAGUUGUCAUAGAGGGAGAUUACAUGGCAAGUGUGUCAUUUGGAUCAGUCCUAGGGAUCCAAGUUACUAUUGUGGUACAUUCUAACAUCCAAUGGUAGUCGCCAUGGUAAUAAUGACCAACA